Messenger RNA from Rhagoletis zephyria (snowberry fruit fly), 1189 nucleotides. It is a transcript of the gene Rpi, whose product is annotated as Ribose-5-phosphate isomerase. The record is from RefSeq and is a predicted model, not a curated record. Gene Ontology annotation, cellular component: cytoplasm. Gene Ontology annotation, biological process: D-ribose metabolic process; pentose-phosphate shunt, non-oxidative branch. NCBI's taxonomy places the organism in Eukaryota, Metazoa, Arthropoda, Insecta, Diptera, Tephritidae. Gene Ontology annotation, molecular function: ribose-5-phosphate isomerase activity.
AUUCUCUUUCUCGCCAAAACUGAUAACGAAUUACCCGGUUUCUGUUUGUGACCUUUUUUGACCGAAUGAUAUUUUAAGUUUUCUCGUUUGGGCUGCUUGCUAGCUGUUCCAUUAAACAGGACAUAUUUUGUCUAGUUAUAUUGCAAUUAACGCCAGCACAUGACAAGGACGCCAGCCUUUCGUUUGCUCAACACAAUAGACUGCCAUUGGAAUCUCAGCAGCCUCACAAGGAAAGCGUUUACAAAAAAUAUCUCGAGAUCAAAGUCACAUAAAACAGAAAUGUCCCUGAACGAAGCCAAGCGCACGGCCGCACAUCGCGCAGUGGACGAUUGGGUUAUAACCAACACAGCUGUGGGUAUUGGAAGUGGUUCUACUGUAGUGUUUGCUGUGGAACGCCUUGCAGAGCGGGUACAUAAGGAGGGUUUGAAUGUGGUAUGUGUGCCGACAAGCUUUCAGGCGCGCCUAUUGAUUUUGGAGCAUAACCUGACACUCGGUGAUUUGGACCGUAAUCCCAAACUGGCAGUGGCAAUCGAUGGCGCUGAUGAAGUGGAUCGUAACAUGAUACUUAUCAAAGGUGGAGGAGGUUGUUUGUUGCAAGAAAAGAUUGUUGCUUCUUGCGCCGAAGACUUGGUGGUGAUCGCAGAUUACACAAAAAAUUCGGAACAUUUGGGAGACCAAUACAAGAAGGGUAUUCCUAUCGAAGUAGUGCCUAUGGCUUACGUACCUAUUAGAGAACGUAUUGCAGAUAAGUUUGGUGGCGAACUGAAGUUACGUAUGGCUGUAGCAAAAGCUGGGCCAUGUGUUACAGAUAAUGGAAAUUUUAUCUUGGAUUGGAACUUUCCGCGAAAGUGCGAUUUUGACUGGGCAAAGGUGGACAAGGAAUUGCUGCAAAUACCCGGUGUAGUUGAAACAGGAUUAUUCGUAAAUAUGGCAACUAAAGCAUACUUCGGUAUGGCGGAUGGUAGCGUAAAGACACAGGAAAAAUAAAUUUCAAAAGAGAUUUUCUACACUCUGGAAACAGCCUACGGAUUUAUAAACUAGUAUUAAGCAGUCCUUAUAGAUUUACGAUUUUUUUUUUUUAAUUUUUGACACAUUUUGAUUCCUAUAAUAUUAGUAACACAGCGUUGGUUAAGUUAAUCGUGUUUUUUUAUAUUUCAUUUACAAAUGUAAUAAAUAAUUCAAUUACCAA